AUUAUUAUUUGAAUCCUCUGAGGUUCCGCGUGACGCCGCACGUCAUCAGCAGCGCACGCGGGGCGGGGCUCGUUAACGGAGAAAUCGAAAUAAAGGAUCCUGCAGAAAUCUCACCUGAAACUAUCCCACUUCCCAGCGCACCGCUAAGAGAUUAAUCUGCUGUGAUGCCUAUUCGCCGAGCAGCCGCUACUCCCACCCAGGAGAAGGCUCCUGGUGCAGAGAAAGACCCAGAAGCCGCAUCAGAGGAGUCGCCCCCUGCUGACGAGGAGCAGCCUGCAUCCUCAGCUGCCCCAGCUGAGGAGGAGACCUCAGGCGACGGAGAGACUGAGGGGAAUGCUGAGAAGGCAGAGCAGAAGCCAUUGGAGCCGAAGGAGGAAAAUGAAGAUUCGAAAGAAGAACAAAUUGUGAAAUGCGAGGACUGCGCGGCUGGACAGUGCUCCACACACUGCUAUGUUCUCCUUCUAAGGAUGAAAGAUGGCAUGAAGUAUAAGAAAUCCAAAACCAAGAAGGUGAAACGGACAAUUCCUGCAUGGGCUAGCGUCACCUCAAGCAAAAAUAUUCCUGUUACCAACUUUGCAGGCAGGCAGAACCAAAUGGAAAACAUCCUUGUGGAAGCUAUAGGGUCCUCUAACGAGAGGUCUGGGAUGUCCUUCCAGUCCGUCAUGAAAUAUAUUUUGAAAAAAUACCCAGGGAUGGAGCUUAACAAAAAGAAGUUUAUCAUCAAGAAGGCGAUGAAGAAACACUUGGAGAAGGGCACAAUCAAGCAGCUAAAGGGAAAAGGCCUUUCAGGGACCUUCGCCAUGGGCAAACAGCCUCCUCCAUCCAAGAAAGGAGCUCAGAAGCAGGAGUCUCUGGGAGACGCCCUUCCUCUGAUCAUCACUCGGCUCUGUGAGCCCAAAGAGGCGUCUUACUAUCUGAUCAAGAAGUACCUGGAGCAGCACUUCCCCAGCUUCAACAUUGAAAACAGGCCCGACCUCCUGAAGUCGGCCCUUGUGAGAGCCGUAGAGAAAGGACAUCUGGAGCAAAUCACAGGGAAAGGAGCAACAGGAACUUUCCAGCUGAAGCGAGCUGCCAAAGAGGCGCAGCUGAAAGGCAGCAUGUUGGAGGAUGCCAUCACGGUCGCCAUCACAGCUAUGAACGAGCCCAAAACCUGUAGCACCACAUCUCUGCGCAAAUAUCUGGUAGAUUCCAACAAGCACGUAAAGGAGAACCUGUUGGUGGCCAACUUGAGGAGGACUCUGACGAAGUGUAAAGUGCUGGGCUGGAUGGAGCAGAUCACUGGUCACGGUUUCACAGGGACAUAUCAGCUCUCCUUUCCAUUUUAUCCCAGUCCGACCACCCUUUAUCCAGAGAAGUUCAAAGAUGCUCCAAAAAAAGUAGUCAAACCGAAGAAAACUGUAGAUUCCUCCGAUGAGGAGGAGGAAGACGAAGAAGAAUCAGAGGAAGAGGAGUCAGAAGAUGAAGCUCCGGCUCGAAGGAGGAAAUCCAAUAAGAGGCCUCCCCCCAAGGCUCAGCGUCCUCCACCAACCAAGAAAUCCCGCAGUGUCAGCAAGUCCAAGGCAAGAGGCAGAGGUCGUCAGCUUGCAAAGACUCCUCCGGCCAAGAAAACUGUGAAAUCAGGGAAGAACCCAUCAAAGAAGGAGACUGUAUCAACGCCUAAAGCUACACCUGUGAAGAGAGGUGCUCCCUCAAGAAAGUCUAAAACACCAGCCGUAAAAAAGCUAAGCAAAAGAGGGUCCAGGAAAGCGGCAUCCAGAGAGUCCUCCCCAGAUGAGCCCAAAGUGGAAAAGGUGACAGCAAAAAGUGGGUCCAGGCGAACAAAAGCUGAGGAGUCCUACCCUGAGGAGCCUAAAGUCGUAAAGGAGACUUCAAAAAGUGGAUCAAAGCGAGCUAAAGUGGAAGAGUCGACCCAUGAGGAGCCGGCGGCCAAAAAGCAGGCCACCAAAGGCGGCUCCAAAAAGGAGGCAUCUUCUGAGAAGGCCGACCUCCAAAAGAAAACGAAAAGCAGCAAACAGUCGGCCCGGAAGUCCAAGAGAGGAAAAUACUAAACCCAUGAGCGCCUUCCAGAAACUGGGCUGUGCAGACCGUUCAGAAGUCUGCGGCUGUGUUUCAACGCUCUCUGUUUUCAUCCUUCUUUUCUGUUUUAGAGGGCUGUAGUUUUAAAGUUUGUUUCUUUCUACUGUAGAGUAAGGACAUGAUCGUAACAGUUGCGUUAGCUGUGCAUUGAGCGUGUGUUGAAGUACUCUUUUUUUU
Cyprinodon tularosa is the source of this 2253-nucleotide messenger RNA. RefSeq names its product heterochromatin protein 1, binding protein 3 (gene hp1bp3). Gene Ontology annotation, molecular function: nucleosome binding; DNA binding. The transcript is spliced from 13 exons. The record is from RefSeq and is a predicted model, not a curated record. Gene Ontology annotation, cellular component: nucleus; nucleosome; chromosome. Lineage: Eukaryota; Metazoa; Chordata; Actinopteri; Cyprinodontiformes; Cyprinodontidae. Gene Ontology annotation, biological process: heterochromatin organization; nucleosome assembly. The coding region runs from base 165 to 2048 and encodes 627 amino acids.